This is a messenger RNA of Chelmon rostratus (copperband butterflyfish), 2186 nucleotides long. RefSeq names its product selenophosphate synthetase 3 (gene sephs3). Gene Ontology annotation, biological process: L-selenocysteine biosynthetic process. The record is from RefSeq and is a predicted model, not a curated record. NCBI's taxonomy places the organism in Eukaryota, Metazoa, Chordata, Actinopteri, Chaetodontiformes, Chaetodontidae. The transcript has 8 exons. Gene Ontology annotation, molecular function: selenide, water dikinase activity; ATP binding. Gene Ontology annotation, cellular component: cytoplasm.
CUGGUCUCUUGUUUAAAGAAGCGUUCGGCGGACACACGCUCUCCUCUUUGUCCGGUCUUUAUUUACCGGUGUACACGACUGGCAUUUUGGAUUUGAAGUGGUCUUCAGGCAGGCAUGUCGGGCUCAACUUCCCCGCCUCCCUCCGCGGAGGCUGUGGGAACCGAGGGAUGUUUUCCACCCGGAUACCAGCCUUUCAAACCCGAGGAGCACGGCCUGGAGCGCGGGUUCCGUCUCACAGCCUUUUCGGACCUGAAGGGAUGAGGCUGCAAGGUCCCGCAGGAGGCUCUGCUCAAACUCCUGGCGGGACUGGAGGCGGACCGGGCUGACGGGACGGGGAAGGCCGGAGACCAAGCGUCAGAGUUCGGCCAACAGUUGCCCGGCCCCCGACUCGGUGUAGGAAUGGACUGCUGUGUGAUUCCCCUCAGGCAUGGAGGGCUCUCAUUGGUCCAGACCACAGACUUCUUCUACCCUCUGGUGGAGGAUCCAUACAUGAUGGGCAGGAUAGCAUGUGCUAACGUCCUCAGUGAUCUGUAUGCCAUGGGCAUCACAGAGUGUGACAACAUGCUGAUGUUGCUGAGUGUCAGCCAGAAGAUGAAUGAGAAGGACCGUGAGCGGGUGAUGCCGCUGAUGAUUCGGGGGUUUCGCGAUGCAGCAGAGGAGGGAGGAACUUCUGUGACAGGAGGCCAGACUGUAAUCAACCCCUGGAUUAUUGUAGGAGGAGUAGCGUCAGUCGUUUGCCAGCCUAACGAGUUCAUCAUGCCGGACGGUGCUGUACCGGGCGACGUCUUGGUUCUGACUAAACCUCUGGGGACACAGGUGGCUGUGAAUGCUCACCAGUGGCUCGAACAGCCUGAAAGGUGGAACAAGAUCAAGCUAGUCGUCACCAAAGAGGAAGUUAAAGAGGCAUAUCAGGAAGCCAUGUUCUCCAUGGCAACACUAAACCGCACAGCGGCAGGCCUAAUGCACAAGUUCCAGGCCCACGCUGCGACAGACGUGACAGGUUUCGGGUUGUUAGGUCACGCCAGCAACCUGGCAGCACAGCAGCGAAACGAGGUGGCUUUCGUCAUCCACAACCUACCAAUCAUAGCUAAGAUGGCUGCCAUCAGUAAAGCCUGUGGAAAUCUGUUCAACCUGGUUCAGGGCACUUCAGCAGAGACUUCUGGUGGACUGCUGGUGUGUCUGCCCAGAGAGCAAGCGGCCAAGUUUUGCUCAGAGAUGAAGUGCCAGAGCUCUGGAGUUGGAGGUCAGGCGGCGGUGGGCGGAGCGUGGAUAAUUGGAAUUGUGGAGAAAGGCGACCGCCGCGCUCGCAUCAUUGACAAGCCCCGCAUUAUCGAGGUUCCACCACGAGGAAGCCAGGCAGCAAAUCAGGACAACAGCUCCACCAGCCCCGUUCCCAAUUUGUCAUAGACACUGCCGCCCUUCUGACACCGGUCUGGUGUGUGUGUGUGUGUGUGAAUGUUUGUGUGGUUUGAUGUCGCUGUCUGUCAUCAUCCUCUGCAGUCUAAAUGGCAUCUUUUCCAGCAGGUGAGGGAUUGGAAAGCAUCUAUUAUUUAUCCAUCUUUGGAAAGAAGGUGCUGAAACGAGACCCACCUGUCACGGUUUUGGAAUUGAAUUUAAAUUCAGGACAGCAUGCCCUGUGCUCUUAAUCUAUACAGACAAGUGACCACAUGUAAUUUAUCUCAAUUAGUUUCAAUUCUAAGAGAAAACAUUCCUACUCAUUCUUGCCAGCGACAAAAAGAAAGUGUAAAUGUGCGUGUUUGGGUGUUUUAUCGUUGGAUUGGGUGCUUCCAUGUGGGGAAGUGGAACAGAGGUUUUUGGUGACCUUUUGUUUUGGAAGUGGGUGAUGUUCAUGUCUCAUGUUGGUGAAUGUAUUGUGUGAAAAAGAAAUGGUUCAUCAGUCCUGGCACCUGGCUCUGCCCACACUGCCCAUAGGAAGGCUUGAGCAGCUUCCUUUGGACAGGCUGGGUGGAGCUCAGAUGUCCUUCUGUGUCAGCUGAUUGGCUGUCCAGCACCGAGUCCCUCCUUCCUUUUUAUGAAGCUCUGCCUUUUAAAGCCCAGCCAACGGGGUCAGGUGGAGUGGAUGUUUGCCUUUGGAUUGGGGUAGGAAUUGGACUGCUGGAGGUCUAAAGCUGUCUUUGUUUGUAGAUUUCCUGCUUUUCACAAUCAAUAAAACCAUCAUCAACUCA